Molecule: messenger RNA, 3453 nt
Organism: Colius striatus (speckled mousebird)
Lineage: Eukaryota; Metazoa; Chordata; Aves; Coliiformes; Coliidae
Gene: C3H4orf33
Product: chromosome 3 C4orf33 homolog
Exons: 6
Coding region: 377-976 (199 amino acids)
Source: RefSeq, a predicted model, not a curated record
GCUUCAUCCACAGGAAAGCAAUGGGGCGGCAGGAAGCGACGGCGGCUGGGCAGCCCUGGGUUACUAACCCUGGCAGGCUAGCUGGAGAGCGGAGGCUCCGUUAGGCGUUGCAGCGGGUGUCGGGAAGGACAAGAAAUACUUUGUUAAGCUUCUCUAAGCAACUUACCGGUUCAAGAUAGGUGCUUAGGCGUUAAACUUCUCCUCAGGAGAUGCCGCUGUUGCUGUUGUUACUCGCUGGAGUAGCUGACGGCUAACUGAAACACGGAAGUUUCGAGCCCACAGGGAGCUUGUGCCUGGGUCUGGCAAACACUGCAGUUGGUGCUGAAAUGGAAUCUGAGAUCUUUGACAGAACCUUCCUUUUUAAUUUCUGUAGUAUAUGAAGAUGGAAUUUACAAUUAAGCACACAUGGGAUGGUUUACCUGUGAGCCAUCAGCCAGUAACAAUUGGACUGAAGCCGGAUAAUGCAGGACUGCUACUGGAAGUUAAUGCUCCCUUCUUUAAUGACCCUCCAGCACCACUUGGAAAACCAGGGAAACCUUUUAGUAAACUGUGGGACUAUGAGGUUGUAGAAGCAUUUUUCCUGAGUGACAGAACUGAACAGUAUUUAGAAGUUGAACUUUGUCCACAUGGACAGCAUUUGUUGUUGCUGCUUUCUGCUAGAAGAAGAGUAUGGAAAGAAGAACUUCCUUUAGAGUUUGUGGUGACCAGAAUGAAAACCAAAUGGGAGGGUAAAGCAUAUCUUCCUUGGAAUUAUUUUCCACCAGACACUAACAAAUUCAAUGCAUUUGCAAUUCAUGGCUCAGGAGAAGAAAGAAAAUAUGAAGCACUUCAUCCUGUGCCUCGGCAUGAGCUACAGGAAGGACAGAAACCAGAUUUCCAUCGCCUGGAAUUUUUUAGAGAUUUGAACCUGAAAGAACUAAUGGGAGAAGAUUGGAAGCAGCCUGAGUCAGAUAUAUGGAAGUCUCUCACUAAUUAAAUGGAUUGGGGCAUCAAGGUUGGAUGAAGCUGUAUGGAAACAACUUCAUAAUUCUGAGCAGUUUGUAAAUAGCAGAUUAGCAAGGCUUUCCUUGACACCAAAAGCAUUGAUCAAUUUUAAAAUCAGCUGUAAAGUCUCUGGGCCACUUUUUUUCUAUAGGUAUGAAGAAUGCAACGGCUUAUAUUACGAUUCAUCUGGGUAUGGUAUUUUUUGUCUUUGCAAGAGAUGAGUCUGCUUCUACCACCAAAGGAGAAAAAAUGUGCUAAAAUGACAGAUGUAUUUUUGUGAGAGCGCUAAGCCUGAGAAGGCCAAUAUCUGUCUUGGAAUCUUUCAGUUUCCUGUAGCUGCUGCUUUUCUGCUGUAUUUUCACUGCUGCUUGUUUGUUUUCUGGCUGUGGAAUGAGGUUUUUAUGUGCCUAAAUUGCAAUCAGAAGAAUGCUUCCUUCAAGAACAGAAAGGAGUAUAGCUGUCAUGGCAUUUUGUGGCCCAGUACUUGCAUUGCAAGAUGCUUUGGAGUUACAACACUUUCCUAUACCUGAAGUUUUCCCUUGCACAGCGCUGAAGGGAGGACUUAAUCUGCAUUUCUUUAUUAGCAGACCUCAUGGAGCUCUCCACUUCAAAUUCAGUGUGGAAUUUCUAGUCAUAUUUCUACUGAUAUUUAAGUACAGAGGAUAGAUUGACAAAAACAUCUAUCUGUUGCAGGAAUAAUGCUUUGAUAUAGUUUUAUGCCUACAAAAGCUUGUUUGUUCCAAGACCUUGUCACAUCACUUUAAGGAUUCAGCUCAGAUGUAUGAAAACUUUGUUUGCAUGCCACCUAGUCUUGGAAAUACUCUAAUUGUAUGUGCAUGAAUAUUUUUAACAGUGCUGAAUGCUGUUAGAUGGUAACAUCUAAUUCAUAAACUCUCACAGGAUUUACAAAUUAGAUGGUCCUUUUUUGUCUAGUAGAAUUAAGUUCUACUUAAUUGUGACUAUUGACUUGAUCCUGAAUAAAUUAAUUUAGAAAAUGGCAAGCUUGCCCACUAGCCAGAUUCUGUACUUCAAAAUUAGGUGACUUUAAAAUCAAAUUUCUUUGAUUUAGUUCAGAAUGAGGAUUCAGACCAAGACCUGGUCCUCAAUCCUUUACUUGGAAGAGGACAUCCUCCAUCCCGUUGAAAUGUCCUCAUAAUCGGAUAAAAGGUGACCAUGUGUCUGCUUUUGUGAGAAGUUAUGCCUUGAGGACGUGGCAUUGGAUUUCAUCCUUUGUGUAGCAUUUUCUACUGAACAAUUUAGAAUCCUACAAGUUCCUGGAAGGGACUGGUUUUCUUCUAGUCUAACAUCCUGCUCCAAACAGGACUAUUGUUAAAGCUAGGUGAGUUUGCUCAUGGCUUUGAGUAACUCCAAAGCUGCAGCUUCAGAUGCUUUUAGGUAGCCUGUUUCAAUACUUGACUAAUUCUGUUAAAAAAAACGUAUGUAAUUGCCAUUUCUCAUGCUGCAACUUCUGUCCAUUGGCUUUUGUCCUUUCUCUAUGUAUUUCCAAGAGUGACUUUUUCCUGUCACUACCAAUUAGGUAACCAAAGAUAACUUAUCUCCCUGUGGAUUUUUUUAAAUGUUGUCAUCCUCAGGUUGCCUUUUGUGACUCUUGUUAGUAAACACUUUCCACUCAGAUAAUACUGACAGAUAAAUUAAAAGUGUAACUUGGGUUUUAACUCAAGAGGCAGCAAUGCUGCUAGGUCUUGCUUGUUUAGCUCAUAAAUGGUUCUAAAAAUCUCCUGUGUAUCUUUAGAUAUCAAAAUGCCUGUGAAGUUUUGCACAAGACUGCACUCUCUAAGUUAUAUUUCUAAAGGAUUCUCUGUCCUCUUCUGAGCUUGUAUGCAUUAGCAUAAGCUAAUGGUCAUGUUCUCUUCGCUGGUUUUAAAUUUAACUCUGCCUACAAAUUCUGCCCAAGAAGCAAAGAAGUUGCGAAUAUUCUGCCUUUGUGAGAACAACGGUGUGAUUAAUAUCUUAGCCUAUUACUUCAGAGUUUUUGUUAGGCUUUAGAUUCCUUCUUUGUAUUUUUUUAUAGAACCGUGCUUUCAAAUUUAAGUAUAUAAGUUUUUUUCAUAUGCGGACCUUGGCAUGUCAGUGCACUCAGCCACCCAGUUGCUUUUGUCCUCUUUUAAUUAGACACUAUAGAUUCCUUGCUAUGAAGUGCCAUCUGUUGAAAAUUACAAGUAUUGUACAUUCAAUUGUUUGGCUUCUACCUUUAAUUCAUGUACAUUUUUCUGAAGAGUGAUAUCAGUCUGAACUAUUGAAUAAUCCAAUAUAUGUUGAUUAAAAACAUCUUCUAGAUAAUGACAUCUCAAAGAUGCUUUUGAAAUUUCAGUGGAAAUCAAAAACCCCUACCUUUUGCUGAUCUUUUAGGUUUCUUUUUAAACAUUUUAUCAAAGUGCUUGCAGAAGUUAAAAAUGAGUUUACUAUUUUACUCACAAAGGUUGUUUGUUUUGGUUGAUAUUUUGUAUG